Molecule: messenger RNA, 984 nt
Organism: Adineta steineri
Lineage: Eukaryota; Metazoa; Rotifera; Eurotatoria; Adinetida; Adinetidae
Source: the annotation of a GenBank genome assembly
AUGGUAAUCGCCAAUACAAUUCGCGCAUGGCUUCUUUUGGUACCUCUUAUUCCAUCUACUAUGGUCACCAUCUUCAAUCUCUACCAUCUUCUCAGUAGUCGAGCACUUCGCACUGCUCUCAAUAAUCAUAUUAUUAUUCUUCUUCUGUCGGUUGGGCUUAUUGAAAUUCUUACCGAUGUCGUGUGGAAUAUUUAUUUUCUUCGUACUAACAAUUCUCUGUCAUCUACACCUACAUUUUGUAACAUUUGGGCAUUUAUCAGUUCAUCUACGUUUGUAAUAAUUUAUAUCUUGAUGGCAUGGGCAUCAAUUGAACGGCAUAUUCUUGUAUUUCAUUCUAAUUGGUUUGCAACAGUAAGAAGUCGUUUCUUCUUUCAUUAUGUUCCUUUAACUAUAUGUAUUGUUUGGCCUAUAAUAUUUUAUUCUCUCACAUUACUCAUACUACCUUGUGAUUAUCCAUUCUAUUACAAUAAGAGGCAAUGUGGUCGUUACACAUGUAUUUAUCUUGUUAACUGGGUUGGACUAUGUGAUAGUAUAGUAAAUUAUAUAAUACCCGCCUUAGUUGUUGUUAUAUUUAGUGUGGCUCUACUUGCACGUGUGAUAUAUCAUAAAUAUCAAAUUCACCAAAGAGUUACCUGGAGAAACUACAAGAAACUAGUAGCUCAACUACUACCCAUAUCGGCUCUCUAUCUCUGUCUGUUAUUUCCACCUAUGACAUUGUACGCUGCAUAUUCAACCGGUUUGCCAAGGACAGUUGCACCUGAUUAUUUUAGUGAUGGUGUGUUUUUUUGGUUUUGGAUUAUAUUGUUCACUCCAUUUGCAAGUGUUACAUCAUUGCCUGAUUUGCAAACAAAAUGUAGAAGAUUAUUUCUACUUAGGCGAGCAACGCGUGCUAUUGCUCCACAAACAUUAACCAUGAAUCGUCUACAAACUCAGCAAGUAGGUACAAUAGCACGCAAUGUGCAUACUCGUACUUUAAAUAAAUAA